Linum tenue is the source of this 1353-nucleotide messenger RNA. The record is from the annotation of a GenBank genome assembly. Lineage: Eukaryota; Viridiplantae; Streptophyta; Magnoliopsida; Malpighiales; Linaceae.
AUGGAAACCUCAGAAGACCAUGGCAACGGCGAGCUCAAUCACCUCACCAAGAAGCCGCGUCUCACUCGUUUCAUAACCGAAUCCGCGAUUGCCGACGAGUUCGCUCACCACCAGCCAGGCGUAGCCCGAAUCAACAACGGGAGUUUCGGGAGCUGCCCCGGAUCAGUGCUCUCUUCGCAGCGGGAGUGGCAGCUCAAGUUCCUCCGGCAGCCAGACGAUUUCUACUUCAACGGACUCCGCAAAGGCAUCCUUCGCUCCCGCACUCUCGUCAAGGACCUCGUCGGUGCCGCUGACGUCGAAGAGGUCUCCCUCAUCGAUAACGCCACCACGGGCGCUGCCAUCGUCCUCCAGCAAAUCGGCCGCGCCUUCGCUGAAGGCAGGUUCGAUCGGAACGACGCGGUCUUGAUGUUCCACUGCGCUUUCCAAGCGGUGAAGAAGUCUAUGGAAGCUUACGUCCGGCGGGCUGGGGGGUCUGUUAUCGAGGUGCGCUUGCCGUUUCCGAUUCUGUGCGAUGAGGAGAUAAUUACGGAGUUCAGGAAGGGAUUAGAGAAAGCUAAAUCCAAUGGUAGGAAAGUUAGGUUAGCGAUUAUCGAUCAUAUCACGUCGAUGCCAUCUGUUGUCACUCCUGUGAAAGAACUCGUUAGGAUUUGUAGGGAAGAAGGAGUAGACCAAGUUUUCGUCGAUGCAGCUCAUGCUAUCGGCAGUGUUGAAGUGAAUGUGCAGGAGAUUGGGGCUGAUUUCUACGUGAGCAAUUUGCACAAAUGGUUUUUCUGCCCCCCAUCUGUUGCAUUUUUGUACUGUAAGAAAUCAGGGUCGUCUUUGGAUGCUCAUCACCCUGUUGUUUCGCACGAGUAUGGUAAUGGACUGCCGACAGAGAGUUCAUGGAUUGGGACGAGGGAUUAUAGUUCGCAGCUGGCUGUUCCUACAGCGUUUGAGUUUGUUAAUUCCUUUGAGGGAGGAAUUAGAGGGAUAAUGAAGAGGAAUCACGAUGAGGUUGUUAAGAUGGGAGAAAUGUUGGCUGAAUCGUGGGGGACCAACCUCGGUGCUCCACCGGAGAUGUGUGCAUCCAUGGUGAUGGUAGGCUUGCCUUCGAGAUUGUAUGUCACCAGUGAUGAUGAUGCUUUGCGGUUAAGGUCACAUUUACGAGCUUAUUAUGGGGUCGAGGUCCCAAUACACUAUCAAGGUCCAAGAGACGGUGAAGAUGGUGUGAAGGAUGAGUACGGGAUUGUAACAGCCUAUGUGAGGAUUUCCCAUCAAGUUUACAACACAUUAGAUGACUAUUGCAAGCUUAGAGAUGCUAUAAAUCAGAUUGUUGACAACAAGAAAACCUGCAAAACUCUUCUGAUAGAAUGA